Molecule: messenger RNA, 588 nt
Organism: Oppiella nova
Lineage: Eukaryota; Metazoa; Arthropoda; Arachnida; Sarcoptiformes; Oppiidae
Source: the annotation of a GenBank genome assembly
AUGUUUGGACCGAUUAGUAUGAAUAGACAUCAUCUGACACAACAUCCCGACGCCUUUCCGGACGUGCCGUGGAUGGAGUGCUCGCAUACGGGCUGUGAGUAUAGGAAUAAAUACAAGCAGGAGAUGAAAGCCCACGAGAUGUGGCACACGAAGCCGUUUGUUUGCGACCAAUGCGGGCAUACCUUCGCAACCAAUUACCUCUUAGGGAAACACAUGUCAACACACGACCCGUCCCUCAAAGUGCGGUGCGAAUGGCCCGGAUGUGACAAAUCGUUUGUUUAUGAAACCCAGUUGAAGAAACAUAUGAAUACACAUACGGGAGAGACUGUCUACCCGUGCAAAUGGCCAGGGUGUGAACGGACAUUCCUAUCAAAGUCCUAUCUCGGAGUUCAUGAGAUGAGACACAAAGGUAUACGUGUGGGUCAUCUCAAGUGUCAAUGGACUGGAUGUGAGUAUAGGACUCACGUUAAGGCAACUCUUGCGAGACAUGUCUUAAACACUCAUCAGAAUGGGUCUGAAGUCGUGUCCAAACGUAUGACAAAUGAAUGCAAUCUUAUGGACAGACGUGUGAAGAGACCGAAGAAAUAA